UUUCAUCCGUCUGAAGAAAUCCAAAUCUCUCAGAACUAUUCGGAGGGAAGAGAAACUGUCAAAAUCUCUCUUCUCAACCCUCACGCACUGCGUGUUUCCGGCGGUGUAUUAAUUACUGCGUGUUCGGUUUUCUAUGCAUAUGAACUCCUCCCUCUCUGUAUCAUUAUCAUUAUGCAAUUCCUUGCAGACGAGUUUCUUCCUCUUUGAUGUUCCCGGGAAAAUUCCUCCGGAUUGUUUUCCUCUCCUUCUGAAUAAUCUGUUGAAUCCUCCUCCGGUUCCAGAAAAUUUUCUGAUUUGAUCGCUCGUUGACGUGGAAUUCAAAAUUGUCUGUUUUUUUUUUUGAAUUUGUAUUGGGACGGUUAGGUUUAGUGAUUGGAUUCCUGCAUUUCCAGGUGAAUCGAUCGAGGAGAAAUGGAAUUGGAAGUGUUUGACGCCGUCAAAUUCGAGAAGGCAGAUGCGAUUGCGAGAUUCAACCGGUUCCGGAGGAUGACGAAGACGGUGCAGUAUCUCGAACUGAUCGUCGCUCUGAUGUUGAUUUCCUGGUCCUGUACUCGAGUUCCUGGCGUUGUGAAAUUCUCCGGCGACUGUUUGGUUGAGUUGUGGACUUACGCCUGCAAUCCGCACGUGGUGUUCGUCAUCGGAAACGCCAUUAUAGUUUCCCUCUUCCUUCUCUGCCGCCAGACAGACGUCGGUUGCAACUCCGUCGUCUUCGAUCUCCGCGGAGACGACUGCGAGGAAAUCAUCAGUCGCGGUGAGUCUCAACCGCCGAUCCCCUCCUCGGAAGCAUCGGCGCAUCCGGAGGCCGUCGGAGAUGAGGAAAAGCAGAUCGUCUGCUCGGAGAUCGCGGUUCAGGACCAGCAAUGUUCUGAGAUUUCAACAGCGAUGAAGACGGCCGCGAAGCGAAUCGAGAAGUUCCGGAGGACUCAGUCCGAGAAUCUGAAGCAAGCUAUCGCGUUGAAGGACCCGAGAGAACUCCGGCGGUCGGUGACGGAGGUGCGCCGAGAAGUCACCAAUUCCGGCGAAGCGCGAGCAAUGUCGGCGGUUGACACCGUAGAAGAUCUCAACAGCGAGGAGUUCCGGCGCAGAAUCGAGAAAUUCAUCCGGCAAAAUAAAGAGCAGUUCAAAAUUGAGAAGGUCCUAGGCGAACCUUAGAAAACGUGAAUAUGGCUGAAUUAGAGGUUUAUUUUCUCAAUAUUGUUAAAGCAUUUACAAAUUGUAAUUAACGAAAUUGCUCCUCAUUCUAGUGACCGCAUUCAAAUCUUCUCCAACAAGAUUUGUUUUCUACAGUAUCAAAAUUACAUGUUUGAAUUGCAAUGGGAGUGACAUUUUCUACAGAAAAUGUAUUUGAAUAUAUGAUACAUGAUUUU
This is a messenger RNA of Cuscuta campestris, 1367 nucleotides long. The record is from the annotation of a GenBank genome assembly. Lineage: Eukaryota; Viridiplantae; Streptophyta; Magnoliopsida; Solanales; Convolvulaceae.